Penicillium cataractarum is the source of this 213-nucleotide messenger RNA. RefSeq lists its product as uncharacterized. The record is from RefSeq and is a predicted model, not a curated record. The transcript has a single exon. Bases 1 to 213 code for a protein of 70 amino acids. Lineage: Eukaryota; Fungi; Ascomycota; Eurotiomycetes; Eurotiales; Aspergillaceae.
AUGAAGUUUCUCAGUCUUGUUGCUGCCUCGUUACUCGCCGGCCACGUCAGUGCAUUCCAUGGCCAGCUCGCCUCCUCCGACUACAUCAAGUCCAGUGACGGUUAUACCUACCAAACGAUCUAUUUAACGGACUACGUCUCUGGGUCUACCUACGCUGGGUCUGUUUACGGGGGCUGGAAUAACUGUGCCUCCUCGGAAUGUUGGGUCGCGUAA